AUGGCGAGAAGAGGCAACUACGCGGCAAAAGACCUUGAGACGAAGAUGCAGAUACUGCGAGAUGUGGAACGUGGGCAGGACUCGAAAACGGAGAUUGCAAAGAACUACGGCAUAAAGAAGAGCACACUGUCGACCUACAUCAAGAACAAAGGUGCCAUCUUCAGUGCGCACGAGAAAGAAAACAUGGAGCCUUCAAGAAAGCGACUUCGGACGUCAGCUCAUCCCAACGUUGAGGAUGCAGUGAUCACCUGGAUCAAGCACGUGCGGAGCCGGAACCUACCGUUGAGCGGCCCCAUCAUUGCUGCAAAAGCGCGAGAUUUUGCAAGCCAAAUGGGCAUCGAGGACUUCACAGCGUCGGAAGGGUGGCUUACACGCUUCACGGCACGCCAUGGGCUCACCUUCAGGAGUGUUUGUGGUGAAAGGGCUGACGUCGACAACGCCACGUGUGAGCAAUGGUUGUCCGGAAAACUCCGCGAACUCCUGGCAUCGUAUUCACUGGACGAUGUGUUUAAUGCUGACGAGACUGUCCUGUACUACAAGCUGCCACCAAACAAGACCAUAACCUACAAGGACGACAGCUGUGCCGGAGGGAAGAGGAGCAAGGUGAGGAUCACCGUCAUGGUAUGCGCAAACGCAACUGGCACAGAACGGUGCCGUUUGCUUGCGAUCGGCAAAGCAAGCAAGCCCCGCUGCUUUAAGGGCAUCAGGACAUAUCCCGUAGACUAUAAAGCCAACACAAAAGCUUGGAUGACGGCCAAAAUCUUCGCAGACUGGGUUCGCACGCUCGACAGGAAAUUUGCUUCACAAGGGAGGAAGAUUCUCCUGUUUGUAGACAACUGCACUGCCCACUGUGAGGUCCAGGGACUAAAAGCGAUUCGACUGGCAUUCUGA
Molecule: messenger RNA, 891 nt
Organism: Ornithodoros turicata
Lineage: Eukaryota; Metazoa; Arthropoda; Arachnida; Ixodida; Argasidae
Product: tigger transposable element-derived protein 4-like
Exons: 1
Coding region: 1-891 (296 amino acids)
Cellular component (GO): nucleus
Molecular function (GO): DNA binding
Source: RefSeq, a predicted model, not a curated record